UGCUAUCUUUACAACAGCCAUUCUUUUUUCUUUCUUUCUUUCUUUCUUUCUUUCUUUCUUUCUUUCUUUCUGUUUCUCUUUUUAAAUUUUCCCCUUUACUUUCUAUCUUUCUUUCUUUUUCAUUUUUCCCCUUUACUUUUUAUUUCUCUUUCUUUCUUUCUUUCUUUCUUUCUUAUCUGUCUGUCUGUCUGUCUGUCUGUCUGUCUAUCUGUCUGUCAGUCAAUCAUCUUCUUCCUUUAUUUGUCAAAUUAAAUGUAAAGAGGCUUAAAACAAAAAUAGCUUAUUAUUGUUACCAAUAUAGUGUUGCUACACAACAUCUACAAAAAAGAGAGGUGUCAUUUCAGCUAAUCUUUAUGGAGGCAUCUUAUUUUGCUGCUUGAUAAGAGUAAGUCUUGAAUGAAGGGAGAUUUAAGAGUCUUGCCGAGGAUGGGCUCGGAUAUUUCAGGAUCUCGCUGGCCUAUUGGCCUGGGGUGGAAUCCACUUCCUUAAACAGGACUCCUAAAAUUUGCUGAGACAUCAGAACACACCAUAUAUAUCCUAGUUUUUUUUUUUUUUUUUUUCUCUCUCUCUCUCGUUCUGGGGAUCACCAGUCUGUCCAGUUCUUCUUCCAAGUGUGUCCUGCCCUCUUCUUUUCUCAGGGUGAGAAGACACUAAACCUCCAAGAUGUCAGAAAAAAAAAUGACCUCUAGCCGUAGGCAGCAUCUGAAGAGCCUGGUGCUCUCCAUUGCCUUGGAGCUGCUGGAGACUGAAGCCAAGCAGCUGGUUGUCGAUAAGGAGACUUACAUGAACGAGCACUGCUCUUCUCUGGAUCUGCCGGUAUCUGUGCAAGAUCUGCAGGAAUUGUGCAAGAAGCUGCACCAACAGAUCGACAAGAUUGAUGAGGAGAGAUAUGACAUGGAAGCCAAGGUUGCCAAAACAAACAAGGAGACUGAUGAUCUGAAAAUUAAGGUGGUCGACCUAAAGGGCAAGUUUAAGAAACCCGUGUUAAAGAAAGUGCGUAUGUCCGCUGAUGCUAUGCUUCAAGCUCUGCUCGGCUCCAAACACAAAGUGUCCAUGGAUCUUAGAGCCAACCUGAAACAAGUCAAGAAGGAGGCCAAAGAAGAGUCUGUAGAACAAGUCGGUGACUGGCGUAAGAACAUCGAGGAUAAGGCUGGGAUGGAUGGCAGGAAGAAGAUGUUUGAGUCCGAGGCUUAAGAUGUGUUGUGUUUAUUCUCUCAUAUGUCUUACAUUUUCUCGGACAAAAAUCUUUCUACCCUUUCAACCUCUCGUUCCAAUAAAAAUACUUUUUUCCUGAACUAUUUUGAACAUCUUACAUAGUUACUCACAGUGUUGUAUGGCAUUAAAGAUUAGUGUGUACGUCAUACAUGCCUCUUUGUGUUUUUGCUCACAACAAUUAGAGUUCCGUAGUACUGAACAGCUUAGCGAUAGCAUUAACAUGUAAGUAUGCGUCAA
This is a messenger RNA of Myxocyprinus asiaticus (Chinese sucker), 1452 nucleotides long. Its product is annotated as troponin I, fast skeletal muscle-like. The coding region runs from base 664 to 1194 and encodes 176 amino acids. The transcript is spliced from 8 exons. NCBI's taxonomy places the organism in Eukaryota, Metazoa, Chordata, Actinopteri, Cypriniformes, Catostomidae. Gene Ontology annotation, biological process: muscle contraction. Gene Ontology annotation, cellular component: troponin complex. The record is from RefSeq and is a predicted model, not a curated record.